This is a messenger RNA of Photinus pyralis (common eastern firefly), 1215 nucleotides long. RefSeq lists its product as uncharacterized. NCBI's taxonomy places the organism in Eukaryota, Metazoa, Arthropoda, Insecta, Coleoptera, Lampyridae. The coding region runs from base 691 to 1170 and encodes 159 amino acids. The record is from RefSeq and is a predicted model, not a curated record. The transcript has 4 exons.
ACAAUGGUUGAUAUGUGUGUAAGAACGUCCUUGAUGUUAUUUCAGAAUCACUCUUUUGCUAACUCCAACAAAAACCUUCACAUAUAUACCUAGGGGUAGUCAUAGUCAUUUUGCAGCACAAGUGUUAAUCUGCACGUUAUCGUCAUGUCUUCAACCAAACGCGCCAACAACAAGUUGACUUUAAAGAAAAGUGCAACGAGUAAGAAGCCUUACAUAAAUGCCUGUGGGGGUGGUGGACGCUCAAUCUUAAAGAUCGCCUUAGAAAAACCUACAAAGUUAUCCGAUGGUGAUGUGAUCAACCUCCUCACGGAAGAUAAAGAAGGACAUCCGGAAAGGUAAGUUGUAAACUUGUAUAAUAAUUUAGUUCUCGCUCUCCACCAUCCAUAUAGAUACUAAUGUUGUAUUAUUUUAUUUUUUAUAUAACAAUAGCUACCACCACCACCACCACCACAAAUGAACUGGAAGAUUUUCUAAAAGAAUAUGAGGGAAAUUUCAAUCAUGUUUACGCUCCUCCAAUUACAACGAUUCCUCCAUCUCACAUGAGACCACCGGUGAUAGAUCCCAGACAUGGCCAGCAACAACAACACCAACAACAGUUAAGACAGUCAGUAUCCAUCAGUACAAAUAUUGGAGCAUAUUAUAAUUCCUGCGCCGCUACCCCAGGCAAAUACUCAAACGCAGCCGUCAGAAAUGGUAGCUUUACAUCCACAAUCCGCGAUGGGUGACAUGCAUCAAUUUCCAAAUAAUCCAGCUCAACAACAACCAAAUUUACCACUACAGCUACCUGUAAAUAACGGCGGCAACAAUCACUUUCAUGCCCCGUUGCCUAGGGGGGAAAAAGAUAUGCAAUUACUAAGAGAAUUUUAUGACCACGUCUCGCCGCCGUCUUCAGCAGCCAUCGACCAAGAAGAGGCGCCACCACCACCACCGCCGCCGCCAUCUCAUGAAUCGCCCAGAUGGCACGAGCCGUCCACACCCCAAGAGCUGGCGAUGUUAUCAAUGGGGUGUCUGGAGAAGAUGCUGACAAUUUUCCAGGCCAGACAAAGAAAUUCCCAACUCCAGACGGAGCGUUUAGAACGGGAAUUGGCUGCACCACGGCUUCAAGAUGAAAACCUGCAUCGAGACAUGAAGUUUAUUAUAAAUUACAUGCAAUUUUUAAAGAAUAGCUAAUUUUUCUUUUUAAAUUUAAUUUCACAUUUGUAAUAGUAGGUACUU